Messenger RNA from Naumovozyma castellii, 2079 nucleotides. RefSeq names its product bifunctional UDP-glucose 4-epimerase/aldose 1-epimerase (gene GAL10). The transcript has a single exon. The record is from RefSeq and is a predicted model, not a curated record. Bases 1 to 2079 code for a protein of 692 amino acids. NCBI's taxonomy places the organism in Eukaryota, Fungi, Ascomycota, Saccharomycetes, Saccharomycetales, Saccharomycetaceae.
AUGACUACUGCCGCUAAGAAAGUCCUAGUCACCGGUGGUGCCGGUUACAUUGGCUCCCACACAGUCGUCGAAUUAAUUGAAAACGGUUACGAAUGUGUCAUCGUCGAUAACUUAUGCAACUCCUCCUACGAUGCUGUCGCAAGAUUGGAAAUCCUAACCAAACAUCACAUCCCAUUCUACAAAGUAGAUCUAUGUGACGCAGAAGGACUAGAAAAGGUUUUCCAAGAACACAAGAUCGAUUCAGUCAUCCAUUUCGCAGGUUUGAAAGCUGUCGGUGAAUCCACUCAAAUCCCAUUAAGAUACUACCAUAACAAUAUCUUGGGAACUUUGGUCCUAUUGGAAUUGAUGGGUAAAUAUGAUGUAAAGAAAUUGGUUUUCUCCUCAUCAGCAACUGUCUACGGUGACGCUACUAGAUUCCCUGACAUGAUCCCAAUUCCAGAAGAAUGUCCCUUGGGCCCAACUAACCCAUAUGGUCAAACUAAGCUAGCCAUUGAACAUAUCCUACAUGAUCUAUACAAUAGUGACAACAAGACCUGGAAAUUCGCCAUCUUACGUUAUUUCAACCCAAUUGGUGCUCAUCCAUCUGGUUUGAUCGGUGAAGAUCCAUUAGGUAUUCCAAACAAUCUAUUGCCAUACAUGGCUCAAGUUGCUGUCGGUAGACGUGAAAAAUUAUUCGUCUUUGGUAACGAUUAUGAUUCUAGAGAUGGUACUCCAAUUAGAGAUUACAUUCAUGUGGUCGAUUUAGCAAAGGGUCACAUUGCAUCUUUGAAAUACUUGGACGCUCAAGAUCAAUCUCAAGGGAUCUGUCGUGAAUGGAACUUGGGUUCAGGUACUGGGUCCACCGUCUUGGAAGUUUACCGUGCCUUCUGCGAUGCUUCCGGAAUUGAAAUCCCAUAUGAAAUUACUGGAAGAAGAGCUGGUGAUGUGUUGAAUUUGACCGCCAAACCUGAUAGAGCUAAGCGUGAAUUGAAAUGGCAAACUGAAUUGGAUGUUGCUGCCGCUUGUCGUGAUUUAUGGAAAUGGUCCACUGAUAAUCCAUUCGGUUACCAAUUAAAGGGAAUUGAUGCUAAAUUUGGUACUCCAGAUGAAGAAUUCGAUGGAAGAUUUGUCACCAUUGGUGCAGGUUCCAGAUUCCAAGCUACCAUUGCUAACUUGGGUGCCACUUUGGCUGAUUUGAAAGUUGAUGGUCAAUCCGUCGUCUUGAAUUACAAGGAUGAAGCUGGUUAUUUGAGUAAAGAUUCAUGUUACAUUGGUGCCACUAUUGGUAGAUACGCAAACCGUAUUGCUCAUGGGAAGUUCAACUUGAAUGGUAAGGAUUAUCAAUUGACUAUUAACAACGGUGUCAACGCUAACCACGGUAGUAUUGGAUCCUUCCAUGUCAAGAGAUUCCUAGGUCCAAUCUUGAAGAACCCAUCAAAGGAUAUCUUCACCGCUGAAUACGCCUUGGUUGACAAGUCUGAAAACUCUGAAUUCCCAGGUUCUUUAACUGUCACUGUCUUAUACACUGUUAAUGUCGCCACUAAGACUCUAGAUAUUGAAUACACUGGUAAUGUGGAAGGUGAAGCUACUCCAAUUAACAUGACUAACCACACUUAUUUCAACUUGAACAAAUUGAAUGGUCCAGAAUCUAUUGAAGGUACUGAAAUCCAAGUUAUUUCAAAGAAAUCUAUCGAUGUGGAUGCUAAUACGAUUCCAACUGGUUCCAUCAUUGACAGAGACAUCGCUACUUACAACGACGCUAAGCCAACUGUCUUAGGUAAGAGAUCUCCAGAUUACGAUUACUGUUUUGUUAUUGAUGAAAAGGAAGUCCCAACUGAAGUUAACACAUCAAGCAAGAAAUUGAAGUUGGUCACCACCGCAUACCAUCCAGAUUCUAACAUUAAAUUGGAAGUCUUGACCACUGAACCAUCUUACCAAGUCUACACAGGUGAUUGGUUAUGUGCUGGUUACCAUCCAAGACAAGGUUUUGCUGUGGAACCAGGCAGAUAUGUCGAUGCCAUUAACAACAAAUAUAAGGAAUGUGUCACUUUGAAGCCAGGUGAAACAUACGGUUCCAAGAUCCAAUACAGAUUCUCUUAA